AUGUGCGCGAGUGGACCAACAUGGCGAGACUCUCUCAGUAAGAGAAUCAUCCUGGACAACGGAGCUUAUGAGAUCAAGUACUCAGCAGCUUCUGAGUUAAAGCCUCAGAAGAUUUAUAAUGCUGUGGGGAAGGAUAAAAAGACCAGAGCGGUUUAUGCUGGAAAUAAACUGUUUGAAGAGUUAGAGAAUGGUCAUAGCAAUAUGCAGAUAACCUACCCAAUUAUCAGGGGACUGCUGCAUGAUUCAGAUCUUGAGACAGUCAUCUGGAAGCAGAUUUUCUCUAAGUUCAAGAAAAUGGAGGAGAGAGCAAGUUGCUUAGCAUUGACUUUGCCCCCAGUACUCCCUGAUAUCGUGUAGAAUAGACUGGCAGAGAUAGUGUUUGAAGACUUUGAAUUCGAUGGAUUAUUUAUGAGCUCAACUCACUCAAUGAUUAGAGAAGCAGCUAUGAUUGAACAUCCAGUAAAUCUAGGCGGUGGAGCUCCAAGUCAAUAAUGUGAAUAUGUAGUAGACUCAGGCUUCUCUUAUACUUACGGAGUACCAUUUUUCAAUGGGAGACCUCUUAAGUAUGCAGCGACUAGAAUUGAUGUAGGGGGUAAGCUCUUGACUAAUCUGUUGAAUGAAAUCAUCUCUUACAAAGAAAUAAAUCUCUAGGGCGAGACUCAUCUUGUAAAUGAUAUCAAGGAGCAACUUUGUUAUGUCUCAACCAGCUUCAAUGAAUAACUAGAGAUCUGCAAGCAGAUGCUUAACCCCAUAGCAAAAGAGUAUGUUCUGCCAGAUUAUAAGAAUAAUAAAAGAGGCUAAAUUAGAGAUCCAGUCGUUUUCUAGCAACUUCCUCCAGAUCAGGAAUAGAUUAAUACUAAUACGAAUCAGAGAGCACCUUAGUUGUAAGCCAUUAAAAUCUCUAACGAAAGAUUCUCAGUGCCAGAGGUAUUAUUUACUCCUUAGGAUAUUGGCAUUAAUGAAGCAGGACUUCCAGAAAUGAUUCAAUAGUCUGUUAAUAAGUGCCCAAAGGUGAUGGAAAGACAACUUUAUUAGAAUAUAAUCGUAUCAGGUGGCAACGCAAUGUUUACUGGGUUUAGAGACAGGUUAUACCAGGACAUGCAAAGCUUAAAGCCUGAUGGUAGUGAAGUAUAAAUAUAUGAGCUGCAAAAUCCAAUUACAUCUGCCUGGAAAGGACUUAGAUAGUUUUGCUAGAAUAAAAACAAUUUUGAAGAGUAUGUCGUUACCCGAAAGGAAUAUCAAGAGGAAGGAUUUAGAGUGCUAAAGAAAUUCUAUUUAUGA
This is a messenger RNA of Stylonychia lemnae, 1281 nucleotides long. The record is from the annotation of a GenBank genome assembly. NCBI's taxonomy places the organism in Eukaryota, Ciliophora, Spirotrichea, Sporadotrichida, Oxytrichidae.